Acytostelium subglobosum LB1 is the source of this 1017-nucleotide messenger RNA. RefSeq lists its product as hypothetical. The record is from RefSeq and is a predicted model, not a curated record. The annotation marks the transcript as partial. Lineage: Eukaryota; Evosea; Eumycetozoa; Acytosteliales; Acytosteliaceae. Gene Ontology annotation, molecular function: polyubiquitin modification-dependent protein binding. The transcript has 7 exons. Gene Ontology annotation, biological process: proteasome-mediated ubiquitin-dependent protein catabolic process. Gene Ontology annotation, cellular component: cytosol; proteasome regulatory particle, base subcomplex; nucleus.
AUGACUUUAGAGGCUACAAUCAUAUGUGUCGACAACUCAGAGUGGAUGAGAAACUGUGACUUCCAACCAUCAAGAUACGACGCACAGAAGGAUGCCGUAAACUUAAUAUGCGCUGCCAAGACUCAAUCUAACCCAGAGAGCUGUGUUGCUAUAUUAUCAAUGGCUGGCAGAUCACCAGAGGUAUUGGUCACAUUGACACAGGACCUUAGCAAGAUAUUGUCGAGCUACAAUGAACUUAAGAUCCAGGGCACAUCAGACUUCACGACAUCAAUGCAGAUAGCACAGCUGGCACUGCGUCAUCGUCAGAAUAAGAAUCAGCAUCCAAGAAUCGUUGUGUUUGUUGGCAGUCCCCUGAAAGAGACCAAGGAGGAGCUGAGCGUGCUUGCCAAGCGACUCAAGAAGAAUGACAUUGCCGUCGACAUUAUCAACUUUGGAGAGGAGUCUGUCAACGUCGAGAAGCUGGAUGCAUUCAUCAAGGAUGUAAAUAAGAAUGAUGAGAGCCACUUGUUGACAGUUCCAGCUGGCCCACAUAUUCUAUCCGAUGUGAUCGUUGAGUCAAAGAUUAUAGUCGAGGGAUCAGGUACCUAUGGUGCUCAGUUUAUCAAUGCUGAUACUGACCCAGAGUUGGCCUUGGCAUUGAAGCUAUCGCUGGAGGAGGAGCAACAACGUGUGGAGAGAGAGAGAAAGUCUCGUGAGGGCGACAAGCCAGGCUCAACUAGUGAGACCAAUACCGAUGUACAGAUGUCUUCGAACGAUUUCAACUUUAGCGAUGAUCCCGAUCUCCAGCAGGCACUGGCUCUCUCGUUGGAGCAACAGAGCUCUGAGCCCAUGCAAACAGACUCAAAUCCACCACAACAGCAACAACAACAGCCAUCCACUGAUGCCUUUAACGACCAAGAGUUCUUGAACUCAACCCUGCUUAACCUGCCCGGUGUAAAUCCAAAUGAUGAGAGAAUCAAGAAUGCAAUCCAGAACCUUCAAAAGGAUGAGAAGAAGGAUCAGGACAAGAAGGAUAAA